AUGACUUUUCGUAAAAUGGUCCCAUGUUUCAUUCGUUCUUAUCAAGAUGCCAUACAUGAACUCAACAAGUCUAUUAAGCUGUCGAAUUAUUUAACACCGUCAAAUCCAAGGCUUUUGAAAGAACAAAGAUAUGGGUUGUCCGCUGUUUAUUGCUCUGCUGUUGGAAUUGAAGAUCAGCAACUACGUGACUUACAUGCUAUACAUGUUACAGGGUCUAAAGGCAAAGGUUCAGUUUGUUCAAUGAUUGAGAACGUUUUACAGAAAUCCGGAUUUCGCACUGGGUUUUUAAGCUCUCCUCACCUCAUAAACGUUGAGGAAAGAAUACGGAUAAACGGACGACCCAUAUCUCGUGAUCACUUUGCUAGUUUAUUUUGGGAUGUGCGUGGAACGCUUCUUGAGUUUACAAAAACUUCAAUUAAUAUACCUAUGCCAUCGUUUCUUCAUUACAUUUUUGUGAUGGCUUGUAAAGCGUUUAUUGAUGAGAAAGUAGAUGUCGGGAUUUUCGAAGUUGGUAUCGGCGGACGCUAUGAUCAUACAAAUAUUUUCAAACUGGUUCUAUAG
Schistosoma spindalis is the source of this 561-nucleotide messenger RNA. The record is from the annotation of a GenBank genome assembly. Lineage: Eukaryota; Metazoa; Platyhelminthes; Trematoda; Strigeidida; Schistosomatidae.